AUGAGCUACACGAGCAAUUCGCCAACUCCUCUCCAGUCUGUCGUCGCCGGAGCUGCUGCCGGAGGAGUUGAGUCUCUCGUUACGUACCCUACAGAAUAUGUCAAAACGCGAAAACAACUGCUGAGUUCAUCCCAAUCUUCACUACGAAUUCUAGCCUCGGCGGUCCGCACGUCUGGGCCUACGGUGCUUUACACCGGGGCCAGUGCGUUCUGCGUCUCAAAUGCAUCCAAGUCCGGCGUACGAUUCCUUACCUUCGACGCCGUCAGAAACAGGCUGCCGAGAGAUGCCAGAACAGGGAAACCAACCAAGGUUGCCACCAUGCUUGCUGGCGUGGCAGCCGGAGUGGCGGAGAGCGUAACGGUGGUGACCCCUGGCGAGAACAUCAAGACCAAAAUUGUGGAGGAUAGGGCUGGCGCGCGCCGGUUCAAGUCAACCAGCCACGCCAUCAGAACCAUCAUCGGCGCGGACGGCAUUGCCGGCUUGUUCCGUGGUGUCCUCCCCGUGACGCUGAAGCAAGGCUCCAACGCGCUGGUGCGCUUCACGAGCUACAACGCCCUUCUUGACAUGAUACGGCCGCCAAUGGAGAGCAGCGGUAAGGGGGCGAUGGCCCCCGUCUUGGCGGGCGCAGCAGCCGGGAUCGUGACUGUCUACGCAACGAUGCCUUUUGAUGUCGUCAAGACAAAGAUGCAAGCUCUUGAAGGGGCCAAUGUUAAUCGUGGCACCUGGCAGUGCGCUACGGCGAUUGUUCGGGAUUCAGGCGUAUCUGGUCUAUGGAAGGGCACCACGCCUCGGCUGGCGCGACUAAGUUGCGACGGAGAAGUCCCUGCGUGUACAAACUGCGCAAAAGCCGGCGAAACUUGCCUCGAUGUCGACAGUCAGAACUCCGGAUUGCUGGUUCCUCGCAACUUUGCGAGUGCUGCUCGGGCUAGGAUUCAGUGGCUCGAAGACAUCAUCAGACAACGACUUCCCGAUGUCGACGUAUCGCUAGGCCCGCAAAUCGACGCCUUCCCGGACCCGAAGGGUUCGGCUGUCGCCGGAGGUGGUGGGGACCACGAGGACGAUGUCUCAACGUCUUCUCCGAGAUCCGGUAGGGCGUGUAGUCAACCCACCGGCCGGACGUUGAGUCUUGGCUCCCAGCGACAUUCUCUCAAGCGUCCCGCGGAAAGCGCGGGGUCGUACGACCACGAUGAACAGUUUCCUGACCGAGCACACUCAGUCGCGAUGAACCUAGGCAUGCUGUCACUCAACUCGGACUCCAACCAGAGACAUUAUUUAGGAUCGAGCUCCGGCGUCCUGUUUACAAAUCUCAUCGGGGCUUCUCCUUCCAGCGCAGGUUCAACCCCGGUGGCGUUGCUGGAAGAUGUACAAGCCCAGGGGCCGUCAUCAGAGUGGCACGACACUUCAGCUUCGAAUAAAGUAUCACAACAGUAUAAUCGAGCUUUACACAUAUUCCUGCGUCAAGAGCUUCCGAGAAAAGAAGACGCAAUCAAGCUCGUACAUACAUACAUUCGAUGGAUGCACCCUGACUAUCCCGUUCUGGAGCCUGCGUCUCUUCUAAGCGCUGUGGAUGCUCUUUACUCAACCUUUGGAUGUUCACUCGACGAUGAUACCUUUCCGCAUGGCUGGCCCUCAACCAUGCAAGCGUUUCGAUGGAACGGCCGACAAAGAUUGCCUGACGACCAGGGAGUCCAUACGGUGCCGAUGCCAGUCGUUGCCUUUAUUCUUUUCAUGGUAUUCAAUAUUGCAGCCGUUGUUAAGGUUAGGUCGCGCGUUUACGAGUUUCCCCCGGAGAGAUUUUACAAAGCUGCGGUACACUUUUCGAAGGACUGCUUCUCGCAAAUAUCUCUCUCGUCUAUUCAGGCGCUGGUUGUUCUUAUUGUACACAGCAUGAUAACUCCAGCAGAAGUCAACCUCUGGACGUUAAUCCACAUUGCACUUGCACAUUGUGUCGAGCUUGGCAUCCACAGAGAGCCUCCAACGCCAACACAGCCGGGCGAUUACGAGAACCAACAAAUCAGACGAUUGACUUUCUUUACUAUAUACUCUCUGGAUAGGUCUAUUUCCUCCAUCCAAGGGCGACCUCUUGGCUUCCGGGACGAAACGUUCGAUGUCAAAUUACCAGAGCCUCAACCAGCGCAAAACGGAGUUGCAAACGGCCCAAUUCCCUCUUCAUUUUCGGCGGCGGUACUGCGAUUUGCCCGAUACCAAUUCGAGUUGGAUCGGAUGGUGUCCGAUGUCAAGCUUCAACUAUACCACCUUCCCUGCGACUCGUCGUGGUUCCCUCUGCCGCAGAACCCGCCAGCCCAACAGGCCAGAAUAAAAGAAGAACUUAUGGAUUGGUGGGAUCGAGUUUCGUCCGAAAAUUUCGAGUUCCCCGGACUUGAUAGCAGACAACGGCGGAUGUGGCAGAUCAAGUUGAAGAUCAAGUAUCACACAACCAUGGUCAUGCUAUUCCAGCCCUCGCAAGCCAUUCGGAAUCCAUCUCCAGAGUCGCUGCAAGUUUGCUACAACAAUGCGGCAGCAAUACUGCACGACUACCAGGCUUUGCACGACAUGCAAGGUUUGCAUCACGGAUGGCGUACAGUACAAAACAUCUUUGCGGCUGGGGCAACUCUUAUUUACUCGUUCUGGACUUGCUCAACUGUUCGCCUCAACGCGUCCACUGCGGAUUUAUCACGAAGUCUACGCACGUGCUCAAGCCUCCUGACCGUUGGCGGCGAGUGGUGGCCCUCCGUCAAGAAAGGACAACGAAGCUUCGGGGCCAUUGUCGACUUGACGAUUCGGAAACUCUACACUGGCAACAUGCCUUCCAAAAACCCGCGAAUAUUCAUGCCUCUCGGCUCGGACCGUCUCGAAGACGGCCAAAACCCGCUAGACCACGGAGACGGAGCCCAAGCUGUCUAUGACGCAACUAGUCAGCAUACAGACCUCUCCCACAUUCCGAUGAAUGGGGCAGACGCCUCCUGGCACCAGAUGUCGGGGUCUUCCGCCGCAGCUGUGGCAAUGGCGCACUCGCAGGAUUCAGUACACUGGCAGGGAGUGUAUCCCGAAGGACCUUUCCAGACAGGCGCUAACGACUUUGUGCCGGAGAUCGAAACGUUCCUCGCGGAUUUCGACAAGUCGGAGUUCAGCUGGAGCUUCCCUUUGGCCGGCAUUGGAGACCCGUACGAGAUGGGAAACUUUCCUAACCCGGGCUACUGA
Molecule: messenger RNA, 3201 nt
Organism: Colletotrichum karsti
Lineage: Eukaryota; Fungi; Ascomycota; Sordariomycetes; Glomerellales; Glomerellaceae
Exons: 6
Coding region: 1-3201 (1066 amino acids)
Biological process (GO): DNA-templated transcription; positive regulation of transcription by RNA polymerase II
Molecular function (GO): DNA-binding transcription factor activity, RNA polymerase II-specific; sequence-specific DNA binding; zinc ion binding
Source: RefSeq, a predicted model, not a curated record